Messenger RNA from Drosophila subpulchrella, 719 nucleotides. RefSeq names its product larval cuticle protein 65Ag1-like. The record is from RefSeq and is a predicted model, not a curated record. The coding region runs from base 244 to 555 and encodes 103 amino acids. Gene Ontology annotation, cellular component: chitin-based extracellular matrix. The transcript is spliced from 2 exons. NCBI's taxonomy places the organism in Eukaryota, Metazoa, Arthropoda, Insecta, Diptera, Drosophilidae. Gene Ontology annotation, molecular function: structural constituent of chitin-based larval cuticle.
UUUAAAUUUCAUAUUAGGCCUAUAAAUGCUCGAACAGCAAACGAAAAUGAAACCCAAACCAGACUUUUCACAUUAACAUUGACUUUGCUGAUUAUGUCUUCUACACGUUUGACUAGUUCGGCCACGCUUUGAACAAUCGCCAACAGUUUGCCAACUAUAAAAGGGUUUACACGGGCCACCAUCGUUACCAUUCGUCGUGAACUGUUCGAUAACCGCAGAUCAAAACACCAACCAAGAAUCACCAUGAAGUUCCUGAUUGUCUUCGUUGCCCUCUUCGCCCUGGCUCUGGCCGCUCCUGCUGAUGUUUCGAUCGUGCGAUCGGAAUCCGAGGUUGGACCCGAGGGCUUCAAUUACAACUGGGCGACUAGCGAUGGCCAGGAGGCUAAUGCUGCUGGUAAGCUGAAGGACGUUGGAACCGAGAACGAGGCCAUCUCCGUCCAGGGAUCCUACCGCUUCAUUGGUGAUGAUGGUGUCACCUACGAAGUCACCUACAUCGCCGAUGAGAACGGAUUCCAGCCCCAGGGUGCCCAUCUGCCCGUUGCCCCCGAGGCCUAAGUUGAGUUGCUUGCAUUCAAAGCAGCUUUAAUGCCACCCAAUCCUACACAAUUCCUUGUUAUUUUUCCCAAACUUCCCUACUUUCGGUUUCCCUUUCAAUGGAUGGGAAAGAAUCCUAAGUCACAGAACGCAAUUUGUUGAAUAUUAAAAAAUGAAGAUUUCAA